GCUCCGGGGCGCAAUGGACGCGGCGCUGCUCCACAGCCUGCUGGAGGCCAACUGCAGCCUGGCGCUGGCCGAAGAGCUGCUCCUGGACGGGUGGGGGCUGCCCCCGGACCCCGAGGGUUCCUACUCCUACUGCAACACGACCUUGGACCAGAUCGGGACCUGCUGGCCCCAGAGCACGCCCGGAGCCCUAGUGGAGAGACCGUGUCCCGAGUACUUCAAUGGCAUCAAAUACAACACGACCCGGAAUGCCUACCGAGAAUGCUUGGAGAAUGGGACGUGGGCCUCAAGGAUCAACUACUCACACUGUGAACCCAUUUUGGACGACAAGCAGAGGAAGUAUGACCUGCAUUACCGAAUCGCCCUCAUUGUCAACUACCUAGGCCACUGUGUUUCCGUGGUGGCCCUAGUGGCCGCUUUCCUGCUCUUCCUGUUCCUGCGGAGCAUUCGCUGCCUGCGGAAUGUGAUCCACUGGAACCUCAUCACCACCUUCAUCCUGAGGAACGUCACGUGGUUCCUGCUGCAGCUCAUUGACCACGAAGUUCACGAAGGCAAUGAGGUCUGGUGCCGCUGCAUCACCACCAUCUUUAACUACUUCGUGGUCACCAACUUUUUCUGGAUGUUUGUGGAGGGCUGCUACCUGCACACUGCCAUCGUCAUGACGUACUCCACAGAGCACCUGCGCAAGUGGCUCUUCCUCUUCAUUGGAUGGUGCAUCCCCUGCCCUAUCAUCAUCGCCUGGGCGCUCGGCAAACUCUACUAUGAGAAUGAACAGUGCUGGUUUGGCAAGGAACCUGGUGACUUGGUGGACUACAUCUACCAGGGCCCCAUCAUCCUCGUGCUCUUGAUCAAUUUUAUAUUCCUCUUCAACAUCGUCAGGAUCCUGAUGACAAAAUUACGAGCAUCAACCACAUCUGAGACAAUCCAGUACAGGAAGGCAGUGAAGGCCACCCUGGUCCUCCUCCCCUUGCUGGGCAUCACCUACAUGCUCUUCUUUGUCAACCCUGGGGAGGACGACCUCUCACAGAUUGUGUUCAUCUAUUUCAACUCUUUCCUGCAGUCUUUCCAGGGUUUCUUUGUGUCUGUCUUCUAUUGCUUCUUCAAUGGAGAGGUGCGCUCAGCCCUGAGGAAGAGAUGGCACCGCUGGCAGGACCAUCACUCCCUCCGAGUGCCUGUGGCCCGGGCCAUGUCCAUCCCCACAUCCCCCACCAGGAUCAGCUUCCACAGCAUCAAGCAGACAGCCGCCGUGUGACCCUCUGUCAUCUCUCUGUCGUCACUGCACCACUGAGGCAGCUUCCCCAUCCUCUACAGCCUUCCCCUGGGUCCUCCUUGCUACACUGGCCUUUGGGGUGCAGGAGAAGGAGGGGAGAGAUCAACUCUCCAGUCUGGAAGGAAAGGAAAGCUAUGGAAGGGGGCUCUGAAGGACCAGGGCCCAGGGCAGCCACAAGUCUACAAGCAAGAGGGAGCAGAGGGACAUGGCAGGCCCCUGGAAAAGAGUGGCUCUCACAUCAUCACGUCUUUGCACACCUGGCCUCUCCUGUGGAUCCUCACUGUAGCACCAUUUAUAUAGGAAAAAAAACGAGGUACAGAGCAGACAAGGGCUGGCCAAGUCACACAGUUACUUGGACCACCCUCAGCACCUACAGUUGGCUCUGCUUCUUGCUUUCUGGUUCCACACUUACGAUGCACUCCCUUGACGGUGCCCGCUGAAGGUGGGGGAGACAAGAAUUAACUCAUCUGGCUUCAUCGCAGAGACUGUCUAGCAGAGAAGCCUCCCUCCUCAGAACCAACCCCUCACCAAGCUGCCGCUCCGCUCCUUUCCCAGUCCUCCUGCCCCUGUGUCUCUAGGAGAAUGCUGGCUCCCAGUCUGCUGUCCUUCCUGGGACUCCCCCCCCCCCCCCCCCCCCCCGUUCAGCCUGGGCUCAGUCUGGGGAUCUGGAGAUGAGACAGAAAGCCACACUCUCAGGCCAAUUGGAUACACAAUGCUGAACAGAAGAGGAGAACACCAGAGCCAGAGGGAGUCGGUGAGGCUCACCCAAAUCCAAGUAUCUCUCCUCAGACUGCUUCAGCCUCUGCUGCGGAAAUCGCUCUUUGCGACAUCAGCUAGGUACCUGUGGGGGUGGCAAUCUUCAAGUCGAGCAGCUGGACACUGGAGAGAUGAAGUGGGCUGACGAUGAGGGCAGAAUGUCUGCAGGCCAGAGCCAUGUCCCUCUCCUUAGAGAUGAUGGCCUGGACCCAAGCAGGCCUUCCUCUGGUGUGUGGGGGGUUUGGAGUCUUCGGGUUCAAAGGGCCGGACCUUUUAUUAUCCCCGCGGAUGACAUCUGUCCCAUCCCCAAUGCAGAUACUGCCUGUGUCAGGAACUGAGAUUCUGGAACUGGGAGAGAGGGGAGGCAAGACCCCUCAGGGGCCACAAACAAGAGGAAACAGAGCGUGGCUUCGGGCUCCACCUCUAUUCCUCUGCCCCCUCACCCCGCAGCAGAAGAGGAGGGAGAAGCCAACAGACUAUAGGCUUGAAAAGAGCCCCUUGUCUAAGUACCCCACAAAAAUAAACUUUGAAAAAU
Molecule: messenger RNA, 2558 nt
Organism: Chionomys nivalis (European snow vole)
Lineage: Eukaryota; Metazoa; Chordata; Mammalia; Rodentia; Cricetidae
Gene: Crhr2
Product: corticotropin releasing hormone receptor 2
Exons: 12
Coding region: 14-1249 (411 amino acids)
Biological process (GO): cell surface receptor signaling pathway; adenylate cyclase-modulating G protein-coupled receptor signaling pathway; long-term synaptic potentiation
Cellular component (GO): plasma membrane; axon terminus; dendrite
Molecular function (GO): corticotropin-releasing hormone receptor activity; peptide hormone binding; corticotrophin-releasing factor receptor activity
Source: RefSeq, a predicted model, not a curated record